AAAUAAACCAGUUAAAGAAAUAUUUUUCCUUGUCAAUACAAAAGUAUAAUUAAUAACUUAAACAUAUUUUUAAAAAAAAUGGCACUGAUCAGCCAAACUGGCAUUUUGAAUGGUUGGUAUCAAUAUCAGCCAUGAUUGUAAAGAUCAGUCCAUCCCUUUUGAGCUAUUGUAUUGUGAGUUUUCAGGCAACACCCAGCCCUACAGUAUUCUGGCCUAAUACUUACUAUAAGUACCCACAGACCUCCCCACCACAUCCCAAAGCAUGGGCAAACUAGACCAACAUUUUCUCAAGUUCUUAAACCUUUCAGUUAUUCAGUAUAUAUCUAUUUGUAUGUAGCAUGAUCUUCAAAUCUGAAUGUAUUAUCUUUCCCUUCUCUCAACAGGUCCCCUUGUUCCUUCAUCAUUUAUUUGAAAACUUCAGUUUCGUUACAAAGCAAAAACAAAGGCACUUUUAAGAGCCACGUUUGUCUAGUUAAUUGUUGUUAGUCCGUCUAGUUCUCUGUUGUUCUUGCUCAUUUGCUCUUCCCCCUAUCCCUUUAGUGUUGUCUUGUUUGUCCUUGUUCGUCAUGAGUGACCAUUCCAAUUUCGAACAGGUCCUUAAUGAGCUUGAUGAGCUUGUUGAACAUUCUGAAUUAAAUUAUGAACUCCAGACCUUGGAUGAUUUCAUUAAUAAGAUGUCAGGAGAACAGGAGGCAGCACCAUCCACCAGCCAUCAACCUGUCAGGUGGUUGAAGAGAGACAGUGAUGGAAAUGUUGUCUAUGACAGACCAAGGUCAUCCCGAAACCAAACGGCUAGUCACAGCUACAGUCGUAAGGCUGGUGCUCAUCCUAGAAUGUUGGACAGCAGCGUUGAGAUAACCAACUACUGUCCUCCUGACACUGUUGAGACUUUCCUUGAAGAGCUAAACCACUCACAGGGUGAUGACUUGGAUGAUCAGGAAACGGCACCAGCACCACCACGAGCCUCCUCAGACUGGUCUACUCGAAAAAGUCUCCUCUCAGAGAGGUGGGAGAAAGAAAGAGCCUGUCUGGUGAAUACCAUGGUAGCACAACAAAAUGUGACAACUCAGAUCUGCAAACAAUGUGGCAGCAGUCCAGCUGCUGUCCGUUGUCGUGACUGCAGACCACAACCAUUUUUCUGUGCUGAUUGUGAUGUCAGUAUACACCGAAACCACGUAUUCCACAACAGGGAUGCAACAAUAGCUGGAUUCUUUCAGCCAUUGCCUCCAACAACCUGUGUCGUGGAGAGAGGGCUCUUUCCCAGUGUGCAAACACACCUGUCUCAUCCCGGCCAGUCCCGCAUAGAGCUUUCAAAACCUGUCCCGCGCUGCAGUCUUUUGUGUCGGGACAUGCAGGAGGGACCUCUAGUUCCCAAUGAAUUUGACGAUAUGAUCUCCUGA
Messenger RNA from Carassius carassius (crucian carp), 1400 nucleotides. RefSeq lists its product as uncharacterized. Gene Ontology annotation, molecular function: zinc ion binding. The record is from RefSeq and is a predicted model, not a curated record. Bases 567 to 1400 code for a protein of 277 amino acids. NCBI's taxonomy places the organism in Eukaryota, Metazoa, Chordata, Actinopteri, Cypriniformes, Cyprinidae. The transcript has 5 exons.